This is a messenger RNA of Gracilinanus agilis (Agile Gracile Mouse Opossum), 2660 nucleotides long. RefSeq names its product N-alpha-acetyltransferase 30, NatC catalytic subunit (gene NAA30). The transcript has 6 exons. Gene Ontology annotation, molecular function: protein-N-terminal amino-acid acetyltransferase activity. The record is from RefSeq and is a predicted model, not a curated record. Gene Ontology annotation, biological process: N-terminal peptidyl-methionine acetylation. NCBI's taxonomy places the organism in Eukaryota, Metazoa, Chordata, Mammalia, Didelphimorphia, Didelphidae. Gene Ontology annotation, cellular component: NatC complex. The coding region runs from base 380 to 1531 and encodes 383 amino acids.
AUAGCCCGGAGAAAGGACCAGGAAUUCCCCUAACCCUAGCACGCUUUAGAUGGGGGUGGACCUAAAAAGAAGGGGCGGAGGAAGAGUGAGCGGCGGGAGGAAGGGAAAGGAAAAGAAGGGAAGGAAAGGAAGGCGCACCUCUGACCUAUAGCCCCACGCUCCCGACUUGUACUCAUGCCUAGCAAAGAAGACUGGAAAGGGGAGGCUGAGUGAAAAGCCUCGGCGGCGGCAGCAGCGGCAGUGGUGGCCGAGCAGGAGGAGGUGGCGGUGGCGGCAGCAGCGGCGGCAGCUCGGCGGCCAAAGAGGAGGAGGCGGUAGCGGAGGAGGAGAGGGAGGAGGCAGAGGAGGAGGAGGAGCGGCGGCGGAGACUGGUGUGGGGAUGGCGGAGAUACCGCCCGGGCCUAGCAGCCUCCUCCCUCCGCCGCCGCCACCGGCCGCGGCCGAGCCGCGCUGCCCCUUCCCCGCGGGGGCCGCCCCGGUCUGCUGCAGCGAGGACGAAGAGGACGACGAGGAGCACCGAGGAGGAGGAAGAGGAGAAAGAGGAGGCAGGGACAGGAGCCCGGCCGGUGAGGUCGCUGCCUCCAAGGGGCAUCAGCGUCUCCAUUGCCCGCAGACACUGGCGGCGUCGCUGCCUCCGCCGCCGCCGGUGCAGCAGGAACAGCAGCAACAGCAGCAGCAACUCAACGGGUUGAUCAGCCCCGAGUUGAGGCACCUUCGGGCAGCCGCCUCCCUCAAGAGCAAGAUCGUGGGCGCUGCUGACACGGCGGCCACGGGCCCCGCCACCGACGGGAAACCGAGGGCGACUGCAACCAAAAAAGCUGGGCAGCCCCCCAGUGAAAGACCCCCUCACACUCUCCCCAAUAAUGCAAGAACUGCGCUCCCAAACCCCACAACACCGGCGGCAGCUGUAACAGCAGCAACAAGCGGCCUGGCGUCGGCCCGCAAUGGACUGGCUGGAGGGACUGAGCAAGAGGAGGAGGAAGAUGAAUCGCUGCUGGUGCUCUCCUCGUCCCUGACAGCUGUCUGCAGCUUAACCACCUCCUCUGACAGGGAGGCAGAACCCGAGGAGGAUCGGACGAUACGAUAUGUCCGAUAUGAAUCCGAGCUACAAAUGCCCGAUAUCAUGAGACUGAUCACCAAAGAUCUGUCUGAACCCUACUCCAUUUAUACCUAUAGAUAUUUUAUCCACAACUGGCCACAGCUAUGCUUCUUGGCCGUGGUAGGGGAGGAGUGUGUAGGUGCCAUCGUUUGCAAGUUGGAUAUGCACAAAAAGAUGUUCCGCAGAGGUUAUAUAGCCAUGUUAGCAGUGGAUUCCAAAUACAGAAGAAAUGGCAUUGGUACUAACUUGGUUAAGAAAGCUAUUUAUGCCAUGGUCGAAGGAGACUGUGAUGAGGUUGUCUUGGAAACCGAAAUAACAAAUAAAUCUGCUUUGAAACUUUAUGAAAAUCUUGGUUUUGUGCGAGAUAAAAGGCUGUUCAGAUACUAUUUAAAUGGAGUUGAUGCACUGCGUCUUAAACUAUGGCUGCGUUAAAAGAAACUAUGACAUGAAGGAACAACUUCCCAACAGCGCACAGUCGGCCUUUGCAUGCAAUGCAAUUUGUACAGAAUUGCUUUGCAGGUGGAUUUCGUAAUUUCCAUGCAGCUCUUACCUGUCAGUGUCUCAUUGAGUGUCGCACAUAUUUGUUGCACUAUGGCAUGGCACAUUUGUUCUGAAUUAAAAGAUUGUUUCAAACUUCAAAAGUUCUUUUGGUACCAGCAAGAUGUGCCAGUUGCUAGCCAAGAUUUGUUCGUUCAUUUGCAAGUCUACUGACAACGUUAUAUACACAGUGAACAUUUUAUCACAGAACCUGUAUGUGGAACAUAAUUUUUGUUCCUGAAAAAAGCCAAUUUAGAUUGUAAAAUUCUCUAAGUAUACUAACAUUUCAUACAAAAACUUGCCAUAGUUUUCUGGGGGGAGGGAAAGCUUCAAUUUUAGGUUUUAUUUUUCAAUAUUGAAUUUUCCAUUUUUGAAUAUUGGUACCUCAGUGAUUAGUGAAUGAAAAAAGUGUAUCGUAGGGUGGGAUGUGUGUGUUACAAUGAGUAACAGUAACAAUUAAAUUGCGUCUCCCAGUGCCUGUAUAGAUAAGUAUAUUUGUCUUUAUCUCUAAUUUUUUAGUGCAUGCUUUCUUUUUAUUUCCUUUAAAAAUGUCUUUGCAAGAAAACUGCUUUUAUUUAAAUUCUGAAUUUGAUAAUAAAUUAUUUCAGAUUUUAUAAUUUGGAUACUUUUCCCAGGCAAGAGACAGAGCUAUUCUUAUACAACAACAACAAAAAAAGUAGAAGCUGUUUGGAAAAUUCUUGAAUAGUUGCUAAAAGGGUGUAGGGGUGAAAAGGGUGGGAACUUGAAGGCUCCAGUAAAUUGCUGGGUUUGGAUGCACUUUUUCUUUUUGAUAGGGAUUUUUGGAAAAGAAUAGAAAAUUAAUGUAAAUUGGUAUGAUUUUAUUUAAUCAAAAUUAUUGCUAUGAGCUGUGAAAAACAGCUUUUAUAAAGCAGUUGGAACUUUUUUUCACUUGAUUUGGAUCCAGAUUGCUUCAGUGUUCUAAAAUGCUUUGAUAUUCAGUUCUUGGUCUUGGAAAUAAAUUUCAAGGUGUAUUUUAUCCAUUUCAGCUGCUUUUUUUUUUCCU